Bombyx mori (domestic silkworm) is the source of this 1483-nucleotide messenger RNA. Its product is annotated as homeobox protein HMX3. The transcript has 5 exons. Gene Ontology annotation, biological process: regulation of DNA-templated transcription. NCBI's taxonomy places the organism in Eukaryota, Metazoa, Arthropoda, Insecta, Lepidoptera, Bombycidae. Bases 376 to 1263 code for a protein of 295 amino acids. The record is from RefSeq and is a predicted model, not a curated record. Gene Ontology annotation, molecular function: DNA binding; DNA-binding transcription factor activity, RNA polymerase II-specific.
AGAUAUAGUGUUGAAAUGCGAUGUAACAGUUUGAUGAUGAGUAUUGGUUUUUUUUAAUUAUUGUUUCAAAAGUGCGGGUGUCGGUGAGAUUGGAAUGUGGGCGAGUAAAUGCUCAGCCAGAAGGGUUGGGAUUUGCUAACCGGAACCCGAGCCUUUCCAGAUGAGACGUUGACCAUAGUCUUAUCCUGAUAAAACACGACGAAUUUGUUACCUACUACUACUACUACUACUACUACUACCUACCUACUACGUCGGUGGAAGGGAAUUUAGAAUACGAUUUAAUUUGCGACUUUGAUCUCACGUUUCAAAGUUACUUUCACGUUGUGUCAAAGCUUUCCGGUAACCACUUAAGACUAGACGGAGACGUCAAACAAUAUGUGUCAACAUACAAAUGAUAAAGGCUCUAUGAAUUACGUCGAAGAACAACAAGAAAACGUGAGAUGCGCAUCGCAACACAGCCAAAUCCUAGAAAGUUCUGACAUCGAUGACGACAUAUCCGUGGGAGACAAUCGCAGCGAGACAUCGACGCCGAAAAAACGUUACGACCUUGAGAAGAAUUCGGAUGAUUCAAAAAAAAACGAACCGAGAGACGCACCUUCCCUCACAGAGUACGAAGAAAACAGAAUAUCAAAUUACGAAUCAUUCAAAGAUGACGAACGAGACUUCGAGAACAGAAGCGAUGAACGAAUGAAGAUUUACGAGGGCGGUCUGUUCCAUUUGUACAGACCCGACCGAGACUCCAAGGAGGAGGAAAAUGAGAGGUCUUUCGUUAUGUCCGGGUCCCUUACGGACAGUAUCUACGUUCGAUCUAUGGACCUGUCAAAGACAACGUUCCAGUCGCAGCUGUUGGCCGGUUUUGCUGCUUCGGUCAUGGCGGGGACUUCGCAGAGAGAUUCACAGGAUGCCACAGAUCAGCAACUCCCCAAUCGUGCUUCGGCAACUGUCAGUACCAGUCGCAAGCCGCGCCGACGCCGCACUGCCUUCACCCACGCGCAGCUCGCGUACUUGGAGCGGAAGUUUCGCUGUCAGAAGUACCUGAGCGUUGCUGACAGGGGCGACGUGGCCGAAGCUCUGAGUCUCAGCGAAACUCAAGUCAAGACCUGGUACCAGAAUCGGAGGACGAAAUGGAAACGUCAGAACCAGCUACGCCUGGAGCAGCUCCGAGCCCAGGCCGCGACCGGGGAGCGAGAGCUGUCCCACGCCCUGCCCCUCGCCUGCGCGCUGCUGCCCCCCUAUCCUGCCUACAUGCACUGCCAUCUUUGAGGACCUUCGGCGUCUAGUCUAGUUCACAUCUCUAUCCAUAAUUAUGAUAUCGCUUAGUGAACAUGUUGACGAUCUGGAAAAUGAAAAUUUGUUAUUCAUAUUCUUCGACUUUUAGCGUUUAUAAUGUUUUGAAAUCGUCGCGGCUUAAAGGACAAGACGUCCGGUGCAUUCGUAUGUAGCGAUGCAACGGUGUUCGAAUCCCGCAGGCGGGUAUCAAUUU